This is a messenger RNA of Durio zibethinus, 2167 nucleotides long. RefSeq names its product RING/FYVE/PHD zinc finger superfamily protein (gene MMD1). NCBI's taxonomy places the organism in Eukaryota, Viridiplantae, Streptophyta, Magnoliopsida, Malvales, Malvaceae. The record is from RefSeq and is a predicted model, not a curated record.
AUGUCGAUUCCAAUCCUAGAAACCUUCAGGAAAAGAAAGAGAAGGCCAAAGUUAUUUGCGUUCCAUUCAUUUGCUGAACCUGGUUGCCCCAUCAACCCCACCGGUCCAUUUCGAGAUAACAUUCAGUUUUUCCUUAAACAAUGUGCUGAGACUGAAGAUUACUGCGUCAAAGGAAUGCCCAUUUGGUGCACCUUCCUUGUUCAUGACAGGAGUUGUGUCGUCCCUCUAUACAUCAUUGAAGAGGAUGUUAACCGCUCUCUAAACCCUUUCUGUGAUCACUGCAGAUGUACAGGUUGGGGCAACCAUUUUGUUUCAAAAAGGAAGUAUCAUGUAGUAAUACCAAAUGAUCGAGACUGGAAUAAGCCUCUAGAUGCUGGUGUAUUAAACAUCCACUCGCAUCUUUUGCAUGGGUUGAUUCACUGUAAUGGAUUUGGUCAUCUGCUCUGCGUCAAUGGAAUUGAAGGUGGUUCUAAGUAUCUUUGUGGCAGGGAAAUCAUGGAUCUUUGGGAUCGUAUCUGUGAAAUUCUUAGAGCACGGAAAAUCUCAGUGGAGGAUGUGUCAAAGAAGCACGGUAUGGAUCUACGUUUGCUCCAUGGAGUCGCAUAUGGACAUACAUGGUUUGGUAGAUGGGGUUACAAGUUCUGCCGUGGAAGCUAUGGUGUUUUAGAGCAAAAUUAUGAUAGAGCAAUUGAAAUUCUCAGCUCCCAUGAACUUGACAAAACUAUUCAAGAUUUCAGUGACAGGGACCAGUGCAGACGAAUCAAGUGCAUGGUUCAGCAUUAUAGAGAUCUAAGUGAAAGCCAGUUGGUUACUAUCAGAGAUCUUUUCAAGUUUAUGCUUACUAUCAAAUCUCGUAGCACACUGCAGAAGAAAUUGGCUACAGCUACAACCGCUCCUCCAGCUUCUACACAGAAAAAUUCAAUGAGAAUAUCACUCCACAAGAAGGCCACUUCGAAAGAAAAAUAUUUGAGAUGUAAGAAAUUUACGAGUGUCAUAGCUCAUAUGGAUAGCCGAUGGCCUGCAAAAAGGCUAGAAUUUGCAGCAGAGGUGAUUGUCGAAGCUUUGAAGGAACAUAAAUCUGAGUACGGUCAUGGUAGGAUGACGAGGCAAGAUCUAAGAGAUGCAGCUCGGAUGCAUAUUGGUGAUACAGGUUUGCUGGAUUAUGUUUUGAAAUCAAUGAACAAUGUAAUUGUUGGAUGUCACAUUGUCCGCCGUGGAAUUAACACAUCUCGGAUAUUAGAAUACACGAUUGAGGACUUAGACAAUGGGGUUAAUGGGACAGAAGCAGAACAGGAAAUACAUCAAACCCCUCUACCAGAUGCUUUGCCCGCUCUGAUCCCUGGAACUGAUGCUUACAAUGAUGUGGUGUAUUUGUAUAAUAAUAUCCUGCUGAACUAUCCAGAAUCAGAAUUGCUGGAACUUGCUACUCAGGCAGUUCUAGAUAGCAAACACUUUGUUAAGGAUCGGCCUUUUAGGGAUGAAGAUGAUCAGUUGUUGAGAUUCUUUUGCCAAGUCAUGCCCAGUUUGCUUGAUGUAGACAAUAUAUUGACCGAGAAACCACCUGCUGGUGAACUUGUCAUGGUUCCAUUACAUGCGACAGUCUUCGACCUAAAGCAAGCAGCUGAAAAAGCACUGAGAGAUACCUAUUGUAUUAUGGAUAGACUUGUGGUGACGGAGAUUGGCGACCUGGAUGAAAUGGAGGAUAAAGAUGUGCUAUUUGGAGCUCUUGAGUCAGGUGCAGAAAUUCUGGUCAGAGGGAGUGGAAUAGAUUGGGACAGUAAGCUAAGGCAUGAAGGUGGCGCUCACAAUUGGAUAAUGAGAUGCGAAUGUGGGGCUCAGGAUGAUGAUGGGGAGAGGAUGGUAGCAUGUGACGUUUGUGAGGUGUGGCAGCACACACGGUGCUGUGGCAUAGAGGACUCUGAGGCUGUGCCACCAUUGUUUGUCUGCCCAGGGUGCUGCAGUUCUCUUGGACCUCCAAUGAAUGACUCUCCCCUCGCAUUGCAGAAUUCUGAUGAUCUGCUAUUGGACUCAGCAACUGUAUAUGGGAUGGACUUCGAGUAUGACAACUGCAUCGGACUACUGCCAUGAUCAGGGAGUGUUUAUCAAGGACUAAAAGGUCUUUGUCAGUUUGUUGAUUGAUAUCCAUAAGAUGGUGAUUCAUCAUUAU